GUUCAUAUCAAGCACGAACUGAAAAUUAGGAGUCCUUAUGUCAGUGAUAUAAGAAUCUUCUAUAAAUACGAUAGCCAAGCUGCUUCUCUCAGACUUUUAACAUAAUUCACAUAGAGCUAGCCAUAUCUCAACCAUGGGGGCCGAGUCGAAAGUGAUCCUGUCGAGCAUCAUCCUGGUCUUGUGGCUUUCACCGCUUUCUUCUGCAGAGGAUGUGACCGUCACAGUGAAGAGCGUGACGCACAUUGCAACAACUGAUGAUAACUUCGUGUGUGCCACGCUCGACUGGUGGCCCGAGGACAAGUGCGAUUAUGGCCAGUGCCCGUGGGGGAGAGCUGGCAUUCUUAACCUGGAUCUGGACAAUACGAUCUUGUCCAAUGCCAUCAAGGCUUUCAACCCGCUGAGGAUCAGAGUGGGAGGUUCCCUACAAGAUCAGGUAGUUUACAAAAUUAACUGGCCGGGGGGUUUAUACUGUCCGCAGUUCAAGAAGACGGCAGAUGGCAGGUUCGGCUUCAGCCAAGGUUGCCUCGACCAGGACCGAUGGGACCAGAUCAUUCACUUCUUGAACAAGACGGGAGCUGUAGUGACCUUCGGCUUGAAUGCUCUCUACGGGAAGAGCCGGUCAGAGUAUGAUAAAAACACUUAUGUCGGUGUCUGGAAUCCUUGGCAUGCUCAUCACCUCAUGAAGUACACGGCCGAGAAAGGAUACAAGAUCGACUCUUAUGAACUUGGGAAUGAGUUGAGCGGGUCUGGUGUCUCGGGGAGGGAAGAUGCAGAGCGUUAUGGGAAGGAUAUGAUCAUGCUCAAGAAGAUCGUGAAUUCCAUAUGGUACCCUGACCCCAGCAACCGACCGAAGAUUCUGGGUCCCGGUGGAUUUUACGACCAGCAAUGGUUCCAGACCCUGCUUGAGGUCACUGGACCUGGCGUCAUAGACGUGCUGACCCACCACAUAUACAACCUUGGACCCGGCGUUGAUAGGAAUCUAAUCAACAAAGUCCAAGACCCAUACUUCUUGGAUCAGGUUGCUCAGACGUAUGCCGAUGUUAAGGAAACCGUGGCAAGGUUUGGGCCAGGGACCAAGGCAUGGGUUGGAGAGUCGGGUGGAGCUUACAACAGCGGAAGCAAAGAUGUUUCCCACACCUUUGCUGAUGGAUUCUGGUACUUGGAUCAACUAGGCAUGACUUCAACAUUCGACCACAAGGUUUUCUGCAGACAAUCUCUGAUCGGUGGCAACUAUGGUCUUCUUAACACCAUGACUUUCAUACCCAACCCAGACUACUAUGGUGCUCUUUUGUGGCAUCGCCUGAUGGGAAAGAACGUUCUCUCAAUCACUCACUUCGGCUCCCCAAAGCUUCGUGCCUAUGCUCACUGCUCAAAGCAAAAGCCGGGUGUGACAAUGCUUCUGAUCAACAUGUCGAACUCUACUUCCUUCAAUGUUUCUGUCACCAACGACCUGAACCUCUACCCGGACCUUAAGAACUUGGGAGGCGGCCAGAAGAGGGAAGAGUACCAUCUGACCCCGAAGGAUGGGAACAUCCAGAGCGACGUUGUGCUUCUGAACGGAACACCUCUGCAGCUCACAGAGUCUCAGGACAUUCCAGAAAUGAAGCCGAAGCUUGUGGACCCCUCCACUCCGAUCACCAUCGCGCCCGACUCCUUUGUCUUCGUGACCAUCAGAGACUUCAAUGCUCCUGCCUGUGCUUAAUUUUUUUUUUAUUUUUUUUAUAUAUAGUUUCUAGUUCUGGUAUAUUUAAGUCCUUAGGCUUAGGUUUAGGCUUAGUUCUUAGUUAGGAUUCCCAAUCUUCUUUAGCACAUACCUUUCAAUGUCCAAGCAAUUAGCAUUGAUUUGCACAAUCGAAACUAAUCUCAGGAGGCGAGUCACGAUUUCUGAUGAACGAGCUGCAAAUAAAACAGCAAUACCCGAAGACAGAGUAUUACUCGA
Punica granatum (pomegranate) is the source of this 1939-nucleotide messenger RNA. Lineage: Eukaryota; Viridiplantae; Streptophyta; Magnoliopsida; Myrtales; Lythraceae. The record is from RefSeq and is a predicted model, not a curated record.